AUAUGUACCUGUUCUCCUCUGUAUCCUCUCACAUUUACCAAACUCACCUGCCUGAAGACGAGCCUCAUCCACAGAAGAGGACAAACAAUACACAGCCUUACGUCACUUACCAGGGAGGAACUACAGAGAGGCCUUUCAAGUCCUGAGUUUCAUCUGAAGCAACUGAAACAACAAAUCAGCCCUCCACCAUGGUGUCUGCUGGGAUGCAGAUCCUGGGCGCAGCUCUAGGGAUCCUGGGAUGGAUCGGUGCCAUCAUCGUGUGCGCCAUGCCCAUGUGGAAGGUCACUGCUUUUAUCGGCAGCAACAUCGUGACCUCGCAGACCUCAUGGGAAGGUAUUUGGAUGACCUGUGUGCACCAGAGCACGGGCCAGAUGCAGUGUAAGGUGUACGACUCCAUGCUGGCUCUCAGCUCCGACAUGCAGGCCGCCCGGGCUCUGAUCAUCCUUUCCAUCGUGGUGGGCGUCCUGGCUAUCCUGCUCUCCGUAGCCGGGGGGCAAUGCACCAACUGUGUGGAGGAUCCGGCGUCCAAGACCAAGGUGGGCAUUGCAGCUGGAGUUAUGUUCAUCGUAGCCGGGGUCCUCUGCCUAAUCCCUGUCUGCUGGACGGCCCACACCAUCAUCCAGAACUUCUACAACCCCCUGAUGGUCAGCGCCCAGAAGAGAGAGUUGGGCGCCGCGCUCUACAUCGGGUGGGGGGCGGGUGCCCUGAUGCUGAUCGGAGGGGGGCUGCUCUGCUGCAAAUGCCCCACUAAGGACGAAGGAUCCUACACUGCAAAUUACAAUGCUGCCAGAUCUGAGGCCUCAGCACCAGCCUCCGGCAAAGACUUUAUCUGAAACAGAGCUAGGAGUCAGUAAACGCUUCCUGAAGCACUGUUUACUGGGACAGAUGCACUGGUGCUACUGGGUUGUGAGUGUUGAUACUGUAUUUCAGAUGUAUGUUUUGUUAUUGUAUUGUUAUGUAUGUAUAUGUAUGUAUUCCUGAGUUUUAUUCCACAUAAGAGCGUUGAAGGAAAUAAACAGCGAGAAAGGAACCACACCCAAAGAGGAAAUUCAGUUUGAAUUGUUCAUACAAUUACUUGUAUAUGUUUGGUUGUUAAUAUGAAUAUUAGUCAUUUUGUAAGUCUUUUUCAUAGAAAUAUGAAAAUGAUAUAAUCUUAUUUGAAACGCUGUAUGUGGGUAUCCUUUUUUUUUUUUACAACUAAGUGUAUGAGAUUUGUUUAACUGCUAUUUACACUGUAAAUAAAUA
Messenger RNA from Notothenia coriiceps (black rockcod), 1245 nucleotides. RefSeq names its product claudin-4-like. Gene Ontology annotation, cellular component: membrane; bicellular tight junction. The coding region runs from base 189 to 833 and encodes 214 amino acids. The transcript has a single exon. Gene Ontology annotation, molecular function: structural molecule activity. NCBI's taxonomy places the organism in Eukaryota, Metazoa, Chordata, Actinopteri, Perciformes, Nototheniidae. The record is from RefSeq and is a predicted model, not a curated record.